AUGGGUGUCUAUAAUGUCUUCUUACAAGGAGAUUUGGUUGAAGAAGUCUACAUGGAGCUGACAACUAGAUUUUGCAGCCAGGGGGAGCCUAAGGUUUGCAGGCUGCAAAAGUCAUUGUAUGCCUCCAGAAAAUGGAACAUUAAAUUAACUAAGGCUUUGAUUUCUGUUGGGUAUCAGCAAAGCAAGCAUGAUUAUUCUCUCUUCACAAAGCAACCGAAGAAUUCUCAUCAAGAAGCUGUAAUCAUAAUUGUUCGAUACAACAAACAAAAUCCAGGGAAGAAAAUUUUGUUGGAUUCAACAAGUGAAUGCAGGCUCACUGCUUACUGUGAUUCAGAUUGGGCAGCUUGCCCCAUGUCAAGAGAAUCAGUGUUUGGUUUCUGUAUUAUGCUUGGAAGUUCAUUGAUUUCAUGGAAGACAAAGAAACAAGGCAUAAUAACAAGGUCUUCAGCAGAAGCUGAGUACAUAAAUUAA
Hibiscus syriacus is the source of this 471-nucleotide messenger RNA. RefSeq lists its product as uncharacterized. Bases 1 to 471 code for a protein of 156 amino acids. The transcript is spliced from 2 exons. NCBI's taxonomy places the organism in Eukaryota, Viridiplantae, Streptophyta, Magnoliopsida, Malvales, Malvaceae. The record is from RefSeq and is a predicted model, not a curated record.